AUGGUUUGGUCUUAUUUAGACACCGUGUUGAUAGUGGUGAUAUCUGCGUAUCUAUUCCAAGCACCUUUUACUAAAGUCGAAGAGAGUUUCUCGAUCCAAGCUAUUCAUGACAUUUUGAACUAUGGAGUAUGGAAUAUAGAGAAAUACGAUCAUUUCCAAUUUCCAGGAGCUGUUCCAAGAUCAUUUGUGGGUCCAUUAAUUAUUGCUGGCUUGACUAAACCAUUUGCUGCGAUAUCGUCAAUUUUUGGAGGAAACGCCAAAGCAUCCACUCAGUUUGAGUUUCAGAUCCUGUCUAGAUGUAUGAUUGGUCUCACCAAUGCUCUUUCACUGAUUUAUUUGAAGAAUUGUGCCCAAAACAUGUUUGAUCUUUCGGCCAAGAAACGAGAGGAAGACGAAGAGAAUAGAAGAAAACAAGGUACUUCUGUGAAAAUCAGGGAACCAGAAGCCAAUCUAUCAACUGUAGGAACAUGGUUCCUUGUGUUUGUUAUGACUGGAUUCCAUUUAGUAUUUUACUCUUCUAGACCAUUGCCAAAUUUCGUCGUUACACUGCCCUUGACUAAUGUCGCUAUUGCGUGGAUUCUUUCAUCUAACUACGAUUGGGCAAUCUUCCUCAGUGCAUUUACAGCAGUAGUUUUUAGGCUGGAGGUUGCGGCCCUUGCUAGCGGACUAGCAUUGAUGUCAGUCAUCUAUCGGAAAAUUUCUCUUUUGAGAGCAGUCAAGUUCGGGCUCAUGGGCCUCUUCAUUGGUAUGGGAAUUAGUCUCUCAGUCGAUUCAUAUUUUUGGGGAGCUUGGUGUGUACCUGAGGUUGACGCCUUCGUCUUUAACGUCAUCAAAGGAAAUGCAUCAAAAUGGGGUGCUGAAUCGCCUUUUGCCUACUUGACGCACUACUUGAGAAUGCUAUUCAUUCCUCCAACCGUGCUGCUGUUGAAUCUACUCGGGUUCAAGAUGGCUCCAACAAAUUUGAAGAUCAUAAGUCUCAGCGCUUACUUCCACAUAUUGGUCAUGUCACUACAACCACACAAGGAAUGGAGAUUUAUCGUUUAUUCGCUCCCUCCUAUCAUACUUCUGGGGAGCACUGCAGGUGCGUACAUCUGGGAAAAUAUCAAGAUCACUAGCGUCAAGAACUUGUUGUUGGUUUCAAUAGUACCGUUCUCUCCGUUACUCUCACUUGUACUCUCAUUAGCAUUCCUAUAUGUUUCCAGCAUGAAUUAUCCUGGAGGAGAAGCUCUCACCCAAUUCAACGAUUUGAUAUUAAGCAACAACAUUACUAAUAGCACUGUUCAUCUCACAGUUCCCGUUUGUAUGACCGGCGCAACCCUCUUUGGUCAACUUGAUCAUGAUGUCUACGGAAUCAAGUACGAUAGGACGGAAAAUACUACUGAACUGGAAGCUCUAUGGCCAGAUUUUGACUACUUAAUUGCACCAGAGCCAGAGGCAAGCCUACUACCAUUCAGCAAUACGCCAGCCGAUAAAUGGGAAGUGAUUCAGACCUCAUCAGUCUUCUCUGGGAUAAACGGUAGCGUCAUCAACAGAUUCUGGUCACAAGAGGAUAAAAAUGUGAUCGCCCUACUAAAGGAUUGCAUUACAAGCAAGAACAGCUUAGCGACCCAAAUAUCGGACCUGUUCAAUGAUCUCAUAAUGCGUGAACCUAUCUUUUUCACUUACAGAAGAGUCAAUGACGAAUGA
Messenger RNA from Torulaspora delbrueckii, 1686 nucleotides. It is a transcript of the gene ALG12, whose product is annotated as dolichyl-P-Man:Man(7)GlcNAc(2)-PP-dolichol alpha-1,6-mannosyltransferase. The coding region runs from base 1 to 1686 and encodes 561 amino acids. Gene Ontology annotation, molecular function: alpha-1,6-mannosyltransferase activity. The record is from RefSeq and is a predicted model, not a curated record. Gene Ontology annotation, biological process: protein N-linked glycosylation. Gene Ontology annotation, cellular component: endoplasmic reticulum membrane. NCBI's taxonomy places the organism in Eukaryota, Fungi, Ascomycota, Saccharomycetes, Saccharomycetales, Saccharomycetaceae. The transcript has a single exon.